UUCUUGCAAACAUGUGAAACAAACGUUACUAUGACUACAGUAUCGACCGGCGGCUUUUCCGGCGCUUUCCCCUGAAAUAUUCGCGUGACGUUGACUGAAACGGACCACCGAAGAAGUCUAGACCACUGUUGCAAUUGUUGGACUAUUCGCCUCUGAGUUACGUUGCGCGUCAAAGUGUGUGAUUACACGACUUACUGAUAUGCUUGAAUUCCGUUAGUUUGAAUACAUAAUCGAUUGUUAUUGUGGUAAUAGAGUCGCGGAGGUGAUGGUCCAGCAAUCGUGGACAAUGAGUGCACAUGCGAAGCGAACCGAAACGGGUAGCCGGUAGCGCGCAAACGUCCAUUUUUAAAAGCACUACGAAGUACUCAUUAGCCGGUGCACCGUGACUGAACUGCGCUUGGAAGAAACGCAAUGUGUGUGCAAUACGAGACGUUAGAAAGUGUAAUGUAUAGUGCUGUGCGAUGCUGUCAGUAAGCAAACCGACGUCGUUAGUCGAACAGAAGAAGCAACAGUGGGCGCGGGAAAAAGAGGAAAUGUCACAUCUUUACCUGCCCUGGGGCUCAGGUGAAAGAUAUACGAAUCGAUUGCAAGUCCGUAAUCAAUUCGCAAGCACAUUAGAAUUACACAAACAAUCUUCAUACGAAUAUCCUGAACCAGUUCAACGACAAAGAAGUCCAAGUCUACCUCCAAUACAUCACAUCGACGAUGAGAAAAAAUUGAAAGAUGAAAAAAAAAUAAACAUUCUUAAUCGCAACAUUCCGAGUGCUAAGAGAUUUUCGUUUUAUGACGAAGAUGGCGAAGGAGAUACUUCAGGAUAUGGGAGCGAAACUAUAAACCACAUGAAUAGGAAUAAUAACGAUGCGGUACAUGAUAUAAACCGAAAUCCUGUUGUAGCCUGGCAACAAACGACUAACGACGACAGGAAGAAAACAUCAAAUACCGGACCAGGUACAAAUGAGACACCGUGGUCAGCUCGUAGUCCGAGGACUGCAGAAGAAGGCCGUCUGCGAUGGGGAGACCGCGGUGUCGCCACAGGACGACUUUGGGAACCAACUGCACCAAACGCUCGGUUACCACAAAUGCCCAAUCAAAAGAAAGGAACUCCAUCAUGGGUCGAACGAGGUUUGAACAUGAUUGAAAAUUCGUCUGAAGUACUUAUUAUAGAUCAAAGAAGUUCAAGUAAUAGCACAGGACUUGACUGUGAUAGAUCAUCAUGUCAUGGCAGCGAUGAGGGAAGAACUUUUUUGAGAGGACAAAACGUUCCUUUAGAACCUGAAGUUAAAGCUCAGCGUGAAAGCAAACGCAUCAAAGCUUUAGAACUACAAACAGCUAUUUUGAACCAGUUAGAAGAAAGAGAAAAAUGUCGCCAAGAAGAAAAAGAGAGGAAACUUAAAGAAGAAAAAUUAGAGGAGUUGCGAAUGCUCAGGCAGCAAGAACAAGAUCGAAAUAGACUAGAGGAAGAAAAAAGGAGACACGAAGAAAAACAAUUAAUGGAGCAAAAAAAGCUUGAAGCUUUAAAGAAAGCUCUCGAUGACGCCGAAAAGAAGGCUAAGCAAGAAAAAGAAAAAAGGUUUACUAAUAUAAGGAAAAUGUUUAGUAUAAAUGCCGAUAGUGAAAAAAAAGAUAACUGUAUAGAGGCAACAACUGCUGAAACACCAUCUCAAUGUACAGCUGAGCCAAUAAGCCCUUCUAGAACUAAUAGAACAUACGACGCGCAAUCAACCAAAAGCCCAAAAAGAGAUUGUGCUUCUCAUCAAGCCUCGGGAUUCAACUCUCCAAGGUCGGCUGCUCCAGGAAACUUCAACUUAUUCAUACAUAAUAUGCCUCCUCCUCUAGCUUUAUCCGAAAAUCAAUUCAAUAUAGUGCCGAUAGCCAUUAAUAGCUGUUCGGACCUAAUUGGAACACAAACAAAUGGUAUACAAUUAGCUGUUUUAGUGCCACACAACUUAGCUCAAAAUAUUUACGGUAUGCCAAUAACAAAUAUAAAUGAUUUAUCUGAGGCUCAUAAAGUCUUAACACCAAAUAAAUAUCGCUUAAUCAAAAAAGAUGCAUGCACCCAAACCGAAGCGAGUGUAUUUCGAUGUACAUCAGAGACGAUGGUGACACUGGAUGAUCUUGAAAGAAAUAUAGAUAAAGACUAUGCUAACAUUGACGAAAACGCACCACAAGACAGUCACCAAAGUACAUUGAAAAAAGAUCGAAGAUUUCGUUCAGAAGAAAGAUACAAAAAAGAAUUAGAUAGUCGCCCAAAGUGGGGCGUGAAUAGGCCCGCGGCUCAGUACAAAAAACAAAGCGAAAAGGAUCCAUUUUACAGCCAAAAGAGAAAGGUUCGCCAGAAAUACAGGCCUCAACUACGGCAAUAUUUAUCACAAUCCAGUGAAGAUAGCCGUUCACCGAGUCCCCCAAACAGAUCUGAUAAAAACUUAAUAAAUAGUAACAAGCGAUUCUCUUUAAGUCAAUCAUAUUGGAGAAACAAGAGAACACAAGAAUCAACAAAAAGCAACACGAUGGAGUCAAUGAGCAAUUUGCAAUUAGAAUACAAUCAAAUAGAUCAAAUAACUGCAAAUGAAUUAUCUGAGAGUAAAAAAUCUCCUAAAAUAUCACCAACAAAAAGAUUAACUUUAUCACAAAAAUUUAUAAAUGACAAGUAUGGUAAUAGAAAAUUGUGGGUUGAGGAUAUUGACGAUAGAAAUGCGAAGUCUAACCUAUUUAAUACCGAAAACAGAAAAAGAAUUAUAGACCAAAUAAAUAAUGCAAAACGACAUUUCUUAGAAAGGAACGAAGAACAAGAAAACUAUGUCGUAAAUGCAAAAUUUUAA
Messenger RNA from Bombyx mori (domestic silkworm), 2819 nucleotides. RefSeq lists its product as uncharacterized. NCBI's taxonomy places the organism in Eukaryota, Metazoa, Arthropoda, Insecta, Lepidoptera, Bombycidae. The record is from RefSeq and is a predicted model, not a curated record. Gene Ontology annotation, molecular function: microtubule binding. Gene Ontology annotation, cellular component: microtubule; cilium. The transcript is spliced from 5 exons. Gene Ontology annotation, biological process: cilium assembly. The coding region runs from base 462 to 2819 and encodes 785 amino acids.